CAGUACGCGAUGAGUACUCAUAAGCAACUUUUAGUACAAGUACUUUUCCUCCUACUAUUUGCGGAAUUCGGAAGGAGUUUGGUGACCGAUAUGCAGUGGGCCCAGUACAAGGCAAAGUACAGAAAGCACUACAAAUUAGACGACAAUUAUCACCGGGCGCUAUACAACAGAAGGGUUCAAACUGUGGCCAAUCACAACAGGCUCUACUCCCAAGGCAAAGUAGGGUUCCGGAUGGGUCUGAACGAGUUCUCCGACACCGACCAGGGUUUACUCUUCAGAUAUCGAACGGCGGUACCCCCGUCUCAAGAGCCGGGUGUUGGAUUCGUAGCGAAACCACCAGGAUAUAAACAAUACAACCAGAUUACCAGUGGAAUAGACUGGCGGCAGUACGGCUACAUAUCGGCAAUUGAGAACCAGGGCACCGACUGCCUGAGCUGCUGGGCCUUCUCCGCCUCGGGAGUCCUGGAGGCCCACCUGGCGAGGAAGAACUCCCGACUGGUGCCCCUGUCGCCCAAGCACUUGGUGGACUGCGUUCCCUAUCCCAGCAACGGCUGCUUCGGUGGCUGGGUGAGCGUGGCCUUCAACUACACAAGGGAUCAUGGGAUUGCCACCAAGGCAUCCUAUCCCUAUGAACCGAAACAAAGGGACUGUCGCUGGAAGCCCCAAUGCAGUGCAGGCACCUUGCGUGGCUACGUCACCUUGAAGAACUACGAUGAACGGGAACUGGCCGAGGUGGUCUACAACAUCGGACCCGUGGCAGUGUCCAUUGACCACCUGCACGAGGAGUUCAAUCAGUACUACGGUGGCAUCUUGAGGAUUCCGUCCUGCAAGUCGGACAAGGCAUACCUGACUCACUCCGUUCUUGUGGUGGGCUUUGGAACCGAUCCUACCUGGGGCGACUACUGGCUAAUCAAGAACUCCUACGGAACGGAAUGGGGCGAGAGUGGCUACUUUAGACUGGCCAGAAACGCCAAUAACAUGUGUGGCGUGGCCUCCCUUCCACAAUAUCCACUUGUAUAAGUUCAUCGGAAUGGU
Messenger RNA from Drosophila subpulchrella, 1035 nucleotides. Its product is annotated as procathepsin L-like. The transcript has a single exon. The record is from RefSeq and is a predicted model, not a curated record. Gene Ontology annotation, biological process: immune response. The coding region runs from base 10 to 1020 and encodes 336 amino acids. NCBI's taxonomy places the organism in Eukaryota, Metazoa, Arthropoda, Insecta, Diptera, Drosophilidae. Gene Ontology annotation, molecular function: cysteine-type endopeptidase activity. Gene Ontology annotation, cellular component: lysosome.